Zalophus californianus (California sea lion) is the source of this 1527-nucleotide messenger RNA. Its product is annotated as UL16-binding protein 1-like. Gene Ontology annotation, biological process: antigen processing and presentation of endogenous peptide antigen via MHC class Ib; positive regulation of T cell mediated cytotoxicity; immune response. The record is from RefSeq and is a predicted model, not a curated record. Gene Ontology annotation, cellular component: external side of plasma membrane. Bases 271 to 1248 code for a protein of 325 amino acids. The transcript is spliced from 5 exons. NCBI's taxonomy places the organism in Eukaryota, Metazoa, Chordata, Mammalia, Carnivora, Otariidae.
GAAAAACUUUCCCUCUGCCUCCCCCACGCCCCUGCUCGCGCUCUCUCUCCCUCUCUCUCUCUCUCAAAGAUUAAAAAAAAGAAAAUUGGAAGAAUCAUUGCGCACUUCCUCCUGGAUGCGUGCACGUGCGGAGAUCCAGAAACACUCGGAUAAAAGUGUCCUGCGCAGCCCAGCCCCGGAGACAGGAAGCCCGAUCUCCUUUCCGGCACCUGAGUUCGUUCAGAAGCCGCUCCGCUCCUCCACUUGGUCUCCUCCAGACUUGGGGUCGAGAUGCAGCCUCCUGCCACCACCAGGUUCACGCUGGGCCUCCCGGUCCUGCUGCUGGUGCGCUGGGUCACGGCGGCGGCGGCCGGAUCGGUCGUGGGCGCGACGAGCAGCGGGCGAGAGAUACAUGCUCUCUCUCUUUCCUACAACUUCAACAUCACAUCUCAGGCCAGGCCUGGACAACCAUGGUGUGAGAUUCAAGGCCUGGUCGAUGGAAACCAGUUUCUUUCUUACGACUGUCGGAGCAAGGAGGUCCAACCGGUUGGUCCUCUGGGGAUGAAGCUGAGGGACACGGCGUUUUGGGAGAGACAAAAGGAAAUUCUGGAAGACCUGGUGGAAGAGCUCAGAAAGAAACUGCUGGACAUCAGAACAGGGAUUUUCACUAAGAGCCAUCCUCUCACCCUGCAGGGCAGGCUGAUGUAUGAGUGUGGACCGGACAGACAGCCCAGAGGAUCCUGGCAGUUUGCCUUCAAUGAGCAGAUAACCCACCGCUUUGACCCGGAGAUCAGAAAGUGGACAGUGGUGCAUCCUGGAGGCCAACAGUUCCAGGGCACAUUGGACAAGGACGGAGAGCUGACCGGCUUCCUCAUGAGGAUCUCCAACGGAGACUGUAAGGGCUGGCUCCAGCAAGUAUUGGAGCACUGGGAUGAAAUGCUGGAGAAAACAGGAGCACCAGGCACAACCCCAGGUGUAGUCCGAGUCAAAGGCACAGCCAUCAGGCCGAUCACCUCCACCCUCCUCAUGCUCCUCAUGUGCUCAAUCCUCAUUGUUAUCCAAGGGGCUGAAGUUGCUACAAGAAGCCCCAGAGGAUGUGCUCUCAUUCACCCACUCUCCCCUCUGGUGGGUGGCCUUUCUUGCACCUGCUGUUCAUGUCAACCAUCGGGAGCUUCAAUCCCCGUGGCAAGGGCAGAAUCCUCCAAUCCUCCAGGAGACCAUGAUUAUGGUGGAGAUACAAUAUUUCACUGCCUUCAUUCUCGGUCAUGAUGAUCCUCCUCUGCACUUUUCCUUAACACUGAUGCUCUGGUGCUCACUGUUCGGACUCUUGCACUUUGCCUUGAACAAGAAUUCUGAACAAAGAGAAUAUUUCCCAAGUUCUCCUUUGGUAUUAGAAAUCAGACACUUGUGAACAUCAUGAGCUGUUCAUUGUUAAAAGAAUACUGUGUGAAAGUAAAAUCUCAGGGCUUAUUUCUCUCUUUUGAAACUCAGGUCUUUUAUUUUAUUUUUUUUAAGAUUUUAUUUAUUUGACAGAGAGAGACAGCGAGA